GAUGCCUUUGUAGCAUUCCACGUUGACAAAGUGCUGGUGAACAAGUACUUGAAGCCACUGCAGAUUGGGGAGUUGGCACCAGAUCAACCCAGUAUUGAGCCCACUAAAAAUAAAAUGCUGGUGAAAGACUUCCGUGAGUUGCGCGCUACUGUGGAGAAAAUGGGACUUCUGAAGCCAAAUCAGCUCUUCUUCUUCCUGCACCUCGCUCACAUCCUCCUGUUGGAUACUGUUGCCUGGCUCAUUCUCUUCUACUUUGGGACAUCCUUAAUGCCCUUUGUUGCCUCUCUGGUGGUGCUGACCAUUUCCCAGGUCCAAGCUUCGUGGUUACAACAUGAUUUAGGACAUCUUUCUGUAUUCAGGAAGAGCAAGUGGAACCACUUGCUGCACAAGUUUGUGAUGUGCCAUUUGAUUGGGGCAUCGGCCAGAUGGUGGACUCUUCUGCACUCCCAGCACCAUGCCAAACCCAACUGCUUCCAGAAAGAUCCCGACAUCGAUAUGCACCCUUUCUUGUUUACUUUGGGGAAGAAAUUAUCUGUAGAGCUUGGGAUCAAAAAGACGAAAUACAUGCCAUACAAUCACCAGCAUAAAUACUUCUUCAUCACUCUUCCUCCGCUCCUGUUUCCCACCUACUUCCACUACCACACCUUUUAUAUCGCGUACACCAAAAGAUAUUGGGCGGACUUGGCCUGGAUGCUGACCUUCUAUAUCAGAUUCUUUUUUACUUAUGGAUUGUUAUUAGAAAUAAAGAGUCUUCUGGCAUAUUAUUUUCUAUUCAGGAUGCUGGAGAGCAGCUGGUUUGUCUGGGUUUCACAGAUGAACCAUAUCCCUAUGCACAUUUACUAUGACAACAAUUUGGACUGGGUGUCUACUCAGCUCCAGGCAACUUGCAAUGUUGAGCAGUCUCUGUUCAACGACUGGUUUACUGGGCAUCUGAACUUCCAGAUUGAACAUCACCUAUUCCCCACAAUGCCAAGACACAACUACUGGAAGGUGGCUCCCCUGGUGAAGUCCUUGUGUGCCAAACACGGCAUUGAGUACCAGUGCAAGCCGCUGCUCACGGCUUUUGCAGACAUUGUGCACUCUCUGAAGAAUUCAGGAGAGCUCUGGCUUGAUGCCUACCUACACAAAUAA
This is a messenger RNA of Apaloderma vittatum (bar-tailed trogon), 1131 nucleotides long. Its product is annotated as fatty acid desaturase 1-like. The record is from RefSeq and is a predicted model, not a curated record. Gene Ontology annotation, cellular component: membrane. Gene Ontology annotation, molecular function: oxidoreductase activity, acting on paired donors, with oxidation of a pair of donors resulting in the reduction of molecular oxygen to two molecules of water. The annotation marks the transcript as partial. Gene Ontology annotation, biological process: lipid metabolic process. The transcript has 11 exons. Lineage: Eukaryota; Metazoa; Chordata; Aves; Trogoniformes; Trogonidae.